This is a messenger RNA of Betta splendens (Siamese fighting fish), 2515 nucleotides long. Its product is annotated as protocadherin alpha-8-like. The coding region runs from base 125 to 2500 and encodes 791 amino acids. The record is from RefSeq and is a predicted model, not a curated record. Gene Ontology annotation, molecular function: calcium ion binding. NCBI's taxonomy places the organism in Eukaryota, Metazoa, Chordata, Actinopteri, Anabantiformes, Osphronemidae. The transcript has a single exon. Gene Ontology annotation, biological process: homophilic cell-cell adhesion. Gene Ontology annotation, cellular component: plasma membrane.
AGCGUUUGUACAUUCGUCGAGUAAAUACAGACUUUAAACGAAAUAUUUUGCGGCUGAUGAUUUUUUUCAGCUAACGUUAAUGAGUGCAUUUAACGCAAGCACUAGACAGGUUUAACUGGAUACAAUGGAUUUACAAGGACAAAGACGAGGACCACAGCACCGGUGGGUUGCGUUCUGCUGUUUUAUGAUGCUCAGCUGCAGGCAGUCGGUGUCGGCUCAGUUAAAAUAUUCAGUUCCAGAGGAGGUAAAAGUUGGAUCUGUUGUUGGAAAUAUCGCCAAGGAUCUAGGACUGGACAUUAGCUCAUUGGAGGAGCGACGGUUUCGUAUUGUCUCUGGAUCUGAAGACGCUCAGUUUGCAGUUCACCAGAACAAUGGCGUCCUGGUUGUGCAUAAAAACAUCGACCGAGAGGAGCUCUGUGGCAGCGUGGUGCCGUGUUUAAUAAACCUGAAAAUAGUAGCCGAGAAUCCCAUGGAGAUACAUUACGUCGGUGUGGAAGUCUUGGAUGUAAAUGACAAUUUGCCGACAUUUCAGGAAGAAGAAAAUGUGUUAGAAAUACCCGAGUCCACUCUCAUAGGUCGACGCUUCCAGUUACCAACUGCACAUGAUCCAGACGUUUUGACCAAUACUGUGCGUGUGUAUAAACUAAAUCAAAACGAAUACUUCAAUAUACAAAUCAGAGAGAGGGGCGAGGACAAAAUACCAUUCUUAGUAUUGCAGAAGUCUCUGGAUCGAGAAAAGCACAAUGAGCACAAACUGAUUCUGACAGCAGCUGAUGGUGGAAAUCCACCGAGGUCCGGGACCUUAAACAUCACAGUCAUAGUCCUCGAUUCAAACGAUAACCACCCAGUAUUUAGUCAAGAGGUCUAUUCGGUAACAAUAUCUGAGAAUGCGGGAGCAGAUACAAGUGUAGUUCGAGUUAAAGCAACAGAUGUGGAUGAAGGUGCUAAUGGAGAUGUUGAAUAUUUCUUCGGUGGUCAACUUGACCGUAAAAUCUACGACAUGUUUACCCUGGAUAAAGAUAGUGGAGACAUUAGGGUGAAAGGUGAGCUUGAUUUCGAGAAGGCUGACGUUUAUAAACUAGAUGUUCACGCCACUGACAAAGGACAACCUCCGAUGAGCACCGACUGCAGGGUGAUCAUCAAAAUACUCGACGAAAAUGACAACAAGCCUGAAAUUGAGGUGACGUCGCUGUCAAAGACGGUAUCAGAAAGCUCAAAACCUGGAACAGUGGUUUCCCUUAUUAGCAUCACAGACAAAGACGCAGGUUUGAAUGGGAGGGUGAUAUGCAGUAUUUCUGAUAACGUGCCGUUCGAAUUAAAACCUUCAUUUCAGGAUAAUAUGUACUCGUUAGUUUUAAAACAACAUGUGGAUCGAGAAUCCGUUUCGCAAUAUGACGUCACAAUAACAGCUACAGACUGUGGUCAGCCUCCGCUAUCUGUGUACAAAACACUCAGCAUAGAUGUUUCAGACGUCAAUGAUAAUAAGCCAGAAUUUCUGCAUAGUCCAUAUGAAGUUUAUUUAGUAGAAAACAAUGUGCCAGGAAACGUAAUAUUCUCCGUUAGCGCUUCAGAUAAAGACUUGAAUGAAAAUGCAGCUUUAACUUAUCAUAUAAUUAGAGAUGAAAGCAGUCAAGGUAAAAGUGCAUCAUUUUUAAAUAUUAAUUCAGAAAACGGACAAAUAACGGCGCUAAAAAGUUUUGACUUUGAGACUUUGAAGACGUUCCAGUUCCAAGUCGUGGCCUCAGACUCUGGAACUCCGUCUCUGAGCAGCAACGUCACAGUGAACGUGUUCAUCCUGGAUCAGAACGACAACGCUCCAGUCAUCCUGUAUCCAGUCAGCUCCAACGGUUCUGCUGAAGGUGUGGAGGAGAUUCCCCGCAAUGUGAACGCAGGACACUUGGUGACUAAAGUCAGAGCCUAUGACGCUGAUAUAGGAUAUAACGGCUGGUUACUGUUCUCACUGCAGCAGGUCACUGACCACAGUCUCUUUGGCUUGGACCGCUACACAGGACAGAUCAGAACACUGCGCUCAUUCACAGAGACAGACGAGGCUGAGCAUAAACUGCUCAUACUGGUCAAAGACAAUGGCAACGUCUCACUCUCAGCAACAGCUACUGUGCUGGUGAAACUGGUGGAGCCCAAAGAGGCGUUUGCAGCUUCUGAUGUCAAAAGUUCAGCAAAACACGAUGAGGAGAAUAAUGUGACUUUCUACCUGAUGAUAACUUUGGGCUCAGUUUCAGCACUUUUCCUCAUCAGCAUCAUUGUGCUGAUUGCAAUGCAGUGCUCAAAGUCCACAGACUAUACUUCUAAAUACCUGCAGGAGCCUAAUUAUGACGGGACACUGUGUCACAGCAUCCAGUACAGAUCUGGAGACAAGCGCUACAUGUUAGUUGGACCCAGGAUGAGUGUAGGAUCUACUAUAGUCCCAGGAAGCCACGCAAACACGCUGGUGCUUCCUGACAGGAGGAAAACAUCUGAGGUAGGACAUUGUUAUUAUUAAUUAUUUUAGUUUUAU